GAUCCUUUCAUCAGCGCCUUUGCCUCGAGUCAUUUGGAGGUCCCUCGUUCAUGAGUAGACACGGUGGCUUGUGUCAUUAUAAAAGUUAUGCAGCUGUGUUAUGGAUCGUGUGACCCAAUGUAAUUGCUUCGUCUUGUGUAUAUAGUUAUGGUAUUUGACAUCACCGCAGUUUCUUGAGAUUCCAUCAUUCAAGUGCAGAACCAUCAUGGCAACAGGAAGGGAAGCAGAGGUGGACAGCAUUCAGAUGCAGCUAGGGACUGGUUCCAUCCAGAUUAUGACAUUUUUCAUAUUGGGUCUCAUCUACUCCCGGGGAGCUUGGCAUGUCUUUGGCAUCAUGUUUCUUGCUGCUGACCCAGGCCACGAGUGCAGCCUUCCAAUACAACUCUUCAAUGAUUCGGAUAGUUAUCUAGAUUCUUCCUACAAUGAAGUUGUGAACUCAAAACCUGGUGCAGACAUUGCUGGAUUAGACAGUACCAUUAUCAGUGAAUCUCUUGGGGCAACUCCAAACUUUGACAUGAUUUCUCCUACACUGUACUCAUUUCAAGGUGGUAUACCUGGUGUUUCAAGAAUAAACUGGACAUCUGACUCCUGUGGUUUGAAGUACAGCAACCAGAAUGGUACAACUGUAAUGUUGCCAGGUGAAUGUCCAUAUGGGUGGACAUAUGGCUCUGACUACGAAACAACGAUUUUGUCAGAGUGGAACCUUGUAUGUGACCGAAACUUUCUGGUGGAACUUUCUAUAACCAUCUUCAUGAUUGGGUCAACUAUCGGGGCAAUGACUAUCUCCCCUUUGGCAGAUCGAUUUGGGCGCAAGAAAGUGAUGAUGGCCUGUCUGUUAAGCCAGUUGGUGUUUGGAUGUGCCUUAGCUUUUGUUAACAGCUACAUUCUUUUUGCAGUUCUUCGUUUUGUUAUUGGCAUGUUGAACAAUGGCAUUGGUCUCACUUCAUAUGUGUUAAUGACAGAGACUUUCCCAACAUGUCACAGAACAACCAUGUCCAUAGCAUUCCAGGUAUUCUGGUCGCUGGGUAUCAUGACUGUUUCUGGCCUUGGCUUUCUGGUGCGAAACUGGCGCCACCUGGAACUGCUUUUAAGCCUACCUAGUGUGUUGUUGAUAGGCUUCUUCUGGCUUCUUCCUGAAUCAUUGCCCUGGCUGAUAUCUCAAAAACGCUGGAAGGAAGCUCGGCAAAUGAUUCAGUUAAUUGCCAAGAGAAACAAAAAGAUUGUGAGUGCAGACGUUCUGAUACCAGUUGAGUGUGAGAGUGACAAUUCCUCAACUGAAGCAGUUCCAAUGCAGCGCUCAGAUGCUAUAGACAGAGAAGGUGAUGAACACUUGAGUUCAGGGGAAAGGGAUGAAGAGCUUAAGAUCAAGAGUGAUUGCAGACAUCAAGAUAAUCCUUUAAUUUGUUUGGAUUCUCAGUCAGGUGUUGGAUUUGCAGUCAAAGAGCAUUCGUGUUCCAUCCUGGAUCUCUUUCGCAACAGCAGACUGAGACGUUACUCUUUAAUUAUGUUUUUCCUCUUUCUUGUCAACAGCCUAGGUUACUUCGGCAUCUCUUUUAGUGUCCCUGUACUUCAUGGUGACCCAUUUGUGAACUUGUGCAUCAUGGGUGCUGUCGAAAUUCCUGCGAACAUCAUCGGUAUUGUUGCAGGUCAAAGAGUUGGACGAAGGAUCCCCAAUGCUGGGUUUCUUCUCUUGUGUGGGAUCGCUAACAUUGUUGCUCUCUUUGUGCCCCCUGAAAAAGGACUAUUAAAGCUGGGAUUUGUCAUGCUUGGCAAGUUUGGCAUUACAGCUGCCUACUCUACGAUAUACCUGUAUUCAGCAGAAAUAUUCCCAACAGCGAUCAGGAACCAUGCAAUGGGAAUUUCAUCUGUUUUUGAAAACAUUGGAAGCAUAUCUGCACCUUUGAUUGUGCAUGGAGCAAAAUCCAUUCCCCAGCUGCCUCUGGUCCUGUUUGGAGUGCUGACAAUUAUUGGUGGAGGUUUGUCUCUACUUCUGCCAGAGACAUACAGCAAGCCUCUGCCCCAGACUGUUCAUGACAUCACUUCAGAGAAAUAAUAUUGGGAGGAAACUUUUUUACAUGACGAAGGUGAAAUGUGUAAUUUAGGAUAUCCUAGUGACAUGGUGGAGUAAGAUGUGUUCCAGGUCAGUGAGUCUGCCAGCAAAAUAGGCAAGUGGUUGUCUAACAUGAAGCAAAUUUGUAUGUGGAGGCAUCUAAUCUCACUUCCAAAGGGCCUUUUUGACCAGGUACAAGUUGAACAUCACCAGGCUUGGUAAUUUAUAUCCAUACAGCAUGUACAUUUACCAAGCAUACUCACCUGUCCAGUUCCUUUGGGCAUUAUGUUGCUUUACUGUAACACUCCUGUGAUAAUAUCUUUAGGACAUGUCCAUUAUCUUUCACAAGCAUGGUUCUUGCUGCUAUUAAUCUUAUUAUAUAAAAAUUAUUACAGAAGUAUUUCGAUAUAAAGUUAUGCAUUUUGUAUCACAUAUGCAGCUUUGAUUCUAAUUCAUCAAUGCAUAUUGAUGGUUUAAGUCAUGGGUGGGCAAUUAAUUUUCCCAAGGAGCCGCAUGAGAAAUUGGGAUGGUUUUAGAGGGCCGGACUAAUAGAGUUAACUCAGUUUUACCCAAUACUGUACAUAUAGUAUACAUACUGGCGGGCCGGUCCGGCCUUUGCCCAGGUCUGGUUUAAGUGGAAUCAGAUUACUUCAUCUCAGUGUUAAUGUGGAAAGUUUGAGGGUAUUUUUUUUUUCCGGAAAACCUUUGUGGUGGUGCAGCUGUGCCAACAGUUUACUCUUUGCUCUGUCACCUUUGAUUAAACUUUGAGAAAUGUCAUCUUCAGCUCACAGGUCCAUAAUAAUAAAUGCAAAGUUUGUAAAGCACAUAUACUCCUAAGGAGCAUGCUUUGAGACCUAAGAACAAGAAUGAGAAAUUACCAGCAUAUGAGGGUCAGGAAAACAAACAAAUAACACAUGAUCUAAGAAAGAAUAAACAGCAAUACUAAUGAUUAAUAAAAUACACUAAAAAUGCAAGAAGACCCAAAUAAUAAUUGAAAAGAUCAUGAUAAAGAAGGGCAGGGAAGGGUGUGAAAAGGGACGAGCAUGGUGGGAAAGGGUGUUUGGAGUAAUAUUAAUGGAAGAGGUGAAUAUUAAACAGUGGGUAGGUGGCAGAUAUGGAAAGGGAGAAAGUUCUAUUGAUUCGUUGCACAAUAACUAAAAAUCCUUUGGCCAUAAACUAAACUGUCUAAGGAAAGAAAGAAAAUGUAAGAAUAUAAAUACUUUAGGCGUUAAAAGUUUGAAACUAUUGGAUUCAAGAAAUAUGGGCUUACAAUUUAUUGUUGAAAUAUGUACAUAUUUUAUAUUUUUUAUUGCUAACUUGGUUUAUUUCUACUGCUGUUUCAUAUAGUAUACUCUAAAAUAUCUAUUGAUGCAACUACUGGUGAUAACAUUGAGUGAACUGCAGAGACGCAUUGUAAUGAAAUGUGAAACAGUUGGAUUUUUGUGCUGGAAAUGAGAAUCUGAAGCCAGUAACUGACGAGAAGAAUUGAAUAGUUUACUCAUUUGUUACAGCAAGAAAAAAAAGGUAAAUAUUUACAAGUGGUUUUUAUGGAGGUGCAUGUUUAAUGCCAGGAUAAAUGUGUUUAUUAACUGGAUUGACAGCCUACAACCAGGUAAAUAAAGCAGCAUAACUUUACAA
This is a messenger RNA of Pomacea canaliculata, 3688 nucleotides long. Its product is annotated as solute carrier family 22 member 13-like. Gene Ontology annotation, molecular function: transmembrane transporter activity. The coding region runs from base 206 to 2053 and encodes 615 amino acids. The transcript is spliced from 10 exons. Gene Ontology annotation, biological process: transmembrane transport. The record is from RefSeq and is a predicted model, not a curated record. Gene Ontology annotation, cellular component: membrane. Lineage: Eukaryota; Metazoa; Mollusca; Gastropoda; Architaenioglossa; Ampullariidae.